AUGGCACCGCGGCCAAGUCGUGGCCACGCACCGUUGAGGAAUGGUGCUGGAGGAGGAGGAGUACAGCCGUCCGCGGCCGAGGGCCCCUUGGCGACGACGUGCGACGAGUGGACAGGGAAUGACGACUUCAUCGCUGCUGGGUUGUCCCCGGAGAGGGACGAUGACGGCCGUGACCCCUUUGAUGUGUUUGUCGACGCAUCCGGUGGCGGCGGGUCACAGCCUCCCGUGAACGACGUCGAUCCCGUCGAUGCGGUGGACUCCAACACCCACACCACGAGCACUGGUGUUAAUGGUAAUGGUGAUGGUAAUGCUACUCCUUCUCCUUCCUCUGGUACAUGUGGUAAGCGACGGUCUAAGUGUUGGGAAACAUUUGAUGAGGUUUUUGAGAUGAUAAAUGGUAAUCGUGUGCGUGUUAAAGCUAUCUGUAAGAUUUGUAAAAAAGUUUUGAGUGGUAGAUCUGCUGCUGGUACUGGCCAUAUUCUUAGGCACGCUAAAGGUUGCCUUGCUAAACUUGAUCAGCAAAAUAAGGUUCAGUCUCGACUAGCUUUUAGUUCUGAUGGGGCUUUGCAUAAUUGGAACUAUGAUCCUACUGUUGCUAGAACUGAACUGUGUAGAUUGAUUGCUAGGCUUGAUCUUCCUCUUGGUUUUGGUGACACUGAUGCAUUUGAAGAAUACAUUGUUCGUGCUCAUAAUCCAAGAUUUGUUAGAUCAUCUAGAAGAACCACCACUAGAGAUCUAGAUAAGUUAUUUGCUGAACGUCGUGCUAUGAUUAGGAACUGUGUGCAUGCUUCAUCAUCUGUUGCUUUGACUUCUGACAUAUGGUCUGGUAAUGCUAAGGAGGAUUACAUAUGUGUUGUUGCUCACUAUGUAAAUUCUAACUGGGAGUUGCAAAAGAAGAUUAUAGGUCUUAGGUUGAUUGAAGUUAAGCAUAAUGGUGAAAACAUUUCUGCUGCCAUUGCAUCUGUGGUUGAGGAAUAUGGCUUGAUUGAUAAGAUCUUUUCUAUCACUUUAGAUAAUGCAUCUUCCAAUGCUAAGGCAAUGGAAACUUUGACACCCAUGUUUGCUGGUUAUCUUGGUCCUGACCCUGCACCUGAUGAUGAUGAUCCUAUUAAUAGAUCUUACAGUCUUGUGCAUCAACGUUGUGCUUGUCACAUUAUUAAUUUGAUAGUUAAAUCUGCACUAAAAAGAAUCAAACCUUAUAUAGAGGACUUUAGAACUGCAAUUAAUUUCUUGAACUCCUCUAAUCAAAGAGUUGCUAUGUUUAAGAACUACUGUGAAGCUAAAGGUAUGAGGCCUAGAAAAUUUGGCUUAGACAUGGAUGUUAGAUGGAAUGCUACUUAUCUCAUGCUUAAACAUUUGGUUCCUUAUCGUGAAGUAUUUUCUGUGUUCAUAAAUUCAAAUUAUGGUAGUGCCCUGUUGUCUCAAGCUCAUUGGCAUGUGGCUGAGAAAAUAUUGGAGUUCCUGGAACUCUUUUAUGACUGUACUGUUACACUAUCUGGUGUUUAUUAUCCUACCAGUCCUCUUGUUCUGCACCAUGUUCUGGAGAUUGCAACUCAUUUACAUGCUUGUGAAAGAGAUCUUAAUCUGAGAGCCUUUGUGUUUCCUAUGCAAAGUAAGUUUCUUAAGUAUUGGAAGGACAUUCCUAUGUUAUAUUCAUUUGCAUUCAUUCUUGACCCUAGAGCUAAGCUCAGAGGUAUGCAAAGGGUCCUCCAUUUACUUCAUGAAUGUAGUGGUACUGAUUACACUGUUUACUAUGCUGAUGUGAAAACUGAGUUGCAUAAAUUGUUUGAGAAAUAUUUGAGAAAGUAUGGUGCAUCCUCUAAUCAAAGAGUUGCUGGUCCUACCCCAGUCACUGGUAAGAGAAAACAGGCUUGGGGGAGAAUUUUUGGAGGAUCAGAUCUACCUGGUCCUUCAUCUGCCUGUUCUUCUUCUCAAUCUACUGCUUCUGAACUUGCAAGCUAUUUGGACAGCGACUGCAUAACUUCUUAUGAGGAUGGUUUUGACAUUAUCCUAUGGUGGCGUGAUCACAAACUAACCUAUCCCAUCCUGGCUAUUAUGGCCAGAGAUAUCAUGUCAGUUCCUGUUUCCACCUGUUCUUCAGAGUCUUGUUUCAGUUUAUCUGGAAGGAUCCUAGAAGAACGACGCCGAAGCUUGAAACCCGAACAUGUGGAGAUGCUAACCUUGUUGAAGGACUGGGAGCUAGGAGAGAAGAGGGAACAACAUCAAGCUGCUGAUAACAAGGAAAUCGAAGAUGCCUUUGAGAAUUUGUUCCUGGAUGAACCUGAAGUUGCAGAUGAGGGUACUGGUGGCUGA
Molecule: messenger RNA, 2313 nt
Organism: Sorghum bicolor (sorghum)
Lineage: Eukaryota; Viridiplantae; Streptophyta; Magnoliopsida; Poales; Poaceae
Product: zinc finger BED domain-containing protein RICESLEEPER 2-like
Exons: 1
Coding region: 1-2313 (770 amino acids)
Molecular function (GO): protein dimerization activity; DNA binding
Source: RefSeq, a predicted model, not a curated record